This is a messenger RNA of Linepithema humile (Argentine ant), 1023 nucleotides long. RefSeq names its product FCF1 rRNA-processing protein Bka (gene Bka). NCBI's taxonomy places the organism in Eukaryota, Metazoa, Arthropoda, Insecta, Hymenoptera, Formicidae. The record is from RefSeq and is a predicted model, not a curated record. Gene Ontology annotation, cellular component: nucleolus; small-subunit processome.
UUUGUUGCACUUUCUAUACUUUGCUUUUAACUAAAGUGCAAGAAGGAGUAGUUGAUCACCAUGUGUUUGGUUUUUAUCUGUUGAAUUCAUUAUUAUUUAUCUUACGAAACGAUUAAAUAUUAAAAAAAUAUUACAAUGGGAAAAAAUAAGAAAACGCGUAAAGUCGUAAUGCAGAGAUUCGCUCAGAUGAAAAAGAUGAUUAGUCUAAGCGAUUCACGAAUAAAGCCGGAGAAACGAUUGCCAUCAAAGAAAACUCCGAAAGAAGAUAAGACUAAAAUAAAAAUUACAGAAGCACCACAGCAGUCCUCGGCAUUGUUUUUUCAAUAUAACACACAACUUGGACCACCGUAUCAUCUUUUAAUUGAUACAAAUUUCAUUAAUUUUUCUAUUAAAAAUAAAUUGGACAUUAUACAAAACAUGAUGGAAUGCCUCUAUGCAAAGUGUACACCAUAUAUAACAGAUUGUGUGAUGGGUGAAUUGGAGAAGCUUGGACAGAAGUAUAAAUUAGCAUUGAGAAUUAUCAAGGAUCCAAGAUUUAAAAGAUUACACUGUAUGCAUAAGGGAACUUAUGCAGAUGACUGUCUUGUGAACAGAGUGACACAACACAAAUGUUACAUUGUUGCAACUAAUGACAAAGAUCUAAAGAGCAGGAUACGAAAGAUACCGGGUGUACCAAUAAUGUAUGUGUCACAGCACAGAUAUACGAUAGAACGAAUGCCGGACGCAUAUGGCGCACCCAAGAAGUAGACAACUUUUUAUAUUAACAACUUAUAUUAACACAUUCCACGCCGUGCAAAUUUUAUGUAAUUUUAUCUACGUUGCAUCUAUGACAAUACAUGGUAUAAUAACACAUUUCUGUACACUGUACAUAAUAAUCAUAUAUCAUUUAAAAAUAUGAAGUAUUUCAUCAUUGAUAUUGUUUGUCUUGAUAAUAAAAAUAGAUACUAUCCGAAUGAGAAGUCUAAUACUACUUGAUAUCUCAGACGGCACAUGGAAUAUGUUAAUUUAUUAAAAUAACUUCUU